Molecule: messenger RNA, 645 nt
Organism: Aspergillus bombycis
Lineage: Eukaryota; Fungi; Ascomycota; Eurotiomycetes; Eurotiales; Aspergillaceae
Exons: 2
Coding region: 1-645 (214 amino acids)
Source: RefSeq, a predicted model, not a curated record
AUGUUCCCGCCGACAAAAGAUGAACAAAUUGUCAAUGCUGCACUGAUAAUAUUCUUGGAUGCACUUACAAUUCACUUUGGUGAUUUUAUGUUUUGCAACUGGACAAUUCACCGAAAAGGAUUCAUUGCCAAUUUCACCAAGGCCAGCUUCGAAGCUCGGACGGAUGGAUAUCUGGAUGACGGCGAGGAGAAUGCUUAUGCUCUCAUUGAAGUUAAGCCUGCCACCCGAUCAAAGACACAGAAUCUUAUUCAGAUGCAGGAGAGCGCUCAAAUGGUUGGGUGGCUCAUAAAUGACUCUGAAGAGAACAACAUUGGCAAAAUACGAAUCCUUAUCUCACAGGGUCGGCACGAGAUUUUUCUAACGUUUGCUGAAUAUGAUGAUAGGUAUCUUGCGUAUCUCAAGAAUGAACCAUUCCAGGUUAAACCGUCCGAGACUGGAGGAUCCCAGAACGAAGCGUCAAGGCACCAAAUGUCUGCAUACCAAGCACCUGGCACUGGAGCCUCAUCCUUCCUGACCAUGCACCAGUAUGGUCCAUGGAAUACCCAACAGCGAACGGAUAUGGCAAGAUUGGGUCCUAUCCUUCUUGCUAUAACCCUUUACGCUGAAGGUGAAAUCCAAGCAAAAAAGAGAUCUCAGCGCAAGUAA